AUGGCAUCAGACUUGCCGAGCCCCGAGGCUCGCGAGUUGAGUCUGAUAGGCAAGGUCGAGUUUAGGAUCGCGAUGGCUGACUCGGAUGAGAAGCUCCAAUCCUUGCUCAUGACAUAUCUGGCUCCACUUCUGCUCAAGCUAUCAUCAGACAGUGUUGCGGUACGAAACAAGGUCAUCUCUGUCUGUCAGCAUGUCAACGCCCGGGUGAAGACCCCCUCUAUCCAACUUCCAGUCGCUGCGUUAUUGAAGCAAUUCAAAGAACAAAAGUCUCAACUUGUCCGCCAUUUUGACUUGAUUUAUGCCCAGCAGGGUAUUGACCGUCUUGGUUCGGAAGCCAGGGUUGAUAUUCUGCUCCCCUUGCUCCAGGGAAUAGCGGAGAUUGGAACUUCGGCUACCCAGGGUGCCAUCGUCUUCAACCUUGUGCUACGACUAUUACCCCUUUUCAAGAUUCCACCAAAGGGGAGUGAUGAGGAUCAGAAAUUGAAAGAACGUCUGAAACUGUCUGAUGAAGAAACUCGCUUUUUGUCCUUCUGGUUGACAAAGCUACUCCUUCUUUCUCCUGCUGCGGCCGAGGCCCAGACAUGUCCUGGCUUGUCACCCGAAGAAUACAAAUUUCUUAACAAAGAUGCGCCUGCAAACGAAACUUGGAACCCUGCAGCUUCUGGAGGCCUGAAUCUGACAGAAACCAAAGUCAUCGCUCUUCGCUUCCUCGGGAGUGGCGCAUUUGCUGACUCCCAACGCUUCUUGCCCUCGUUAAUUGCCACCGCAGACGCCAACUCACGGCUUGCUGAUUUGGGUGACGAAACUUUGAAGAGAUUUGCUGUCGAUCUUGAAGAUUCGGCCGUUGUGGAGCAGCUAUAUGAUUUGUAUUUUGGCUCUGGAAAGGCAGAUGGGUCUCCUCCAGUCCGUCCGCCUCUGCAAGUGAGAAUCCUAGUAUUCUUAGGCAAAUCUAUCAAAGCUACAGAGAACACACAAAGAAUCUACAAGCUCAUCGAAGAUGGGCUUUUAUCGGAUGCCGCAAGAUCCGCUCAGGGUCUGCAAGCAUCCAAGCUUAGAACGCAAAUAUUCACUUUCACCACAUGGGUCGUUCGUAUGGGCUCUCCAUCGGAUCUGAAGCAAAUUGCCCCCAAGUUGAUUGCCGGCUUGAGGGAUUUCAUCCAGUCUCAAGGAUGGCCCAGUCCCGGUGCCAGUGGACAGAGGCUCCCUGCAACCGACCUUAGCUUGCGUGGCCUGGCCUACGAAAGUAUUGGUAUCAUGGUUCCCAAGGUUGACUUUCAACUACGUGAUGAGACCGGCGAAAACUUUGAAUUCGACCUGGUUAGAUGGCUGUUUACAUCCCUCAGCUCCGAUGACUCCAGUUCGCAGAUCUUUGUCAGCAUUGACCAAGCUCUGGGAAGUAUUCUGAACUCCUCUUUGGAUAGUCAUGACAAGGAGUUCCAGGACCAGCUACGUCCAUUCUUGGUGAGCCAGAUGGGCUUGCAUCAAGGGGAUACUGACCCGGACACCGGCUUUGACGUUGUUCGGGGCGUGCAAUAUGCCGCCGUGCGAUUUGCUAACCGGUUCCUCCCCUAUAACGACGUGGUGGCUCGCUGGGUCGAUCUUAUGGCCAUCGCCAGAGGCCCGGAAAGACAGCAGGAAAUCGUGGAGGAGGGCAAGAAAGGUCUUCACCCUUACUGGUUCCGACUCCUCAACCCGACCAAGGACAAGAAAUGGGAAGCUACUAUGACAGAAAAGGACCGUGACGAGUCGUGGUUCGACUUUCCCAAGUUCGCCGAGGCAACUCAGUACCUUUUCGGCUCAAGUGAACAAGGUGGAACGUCUGCCGCUCAGAGCAUGUCGACACCUCAACUACUAUCCGGCCCUUAUAAGAAUGCUUUCGUUCCUGCCGUUGCCUUCCUGCGAAAUGCUCUCCUCUCGGAGGCCUUCGCAGCGGCAGGAAUUACAACUGAACUUGAACAAGACUGGGACUACAAACUCGAGGUUGAGCUCUCCACCAGCGUGGAGGCACGAUCCGCCGUGCAACAGUAUAUCCGCAACUCCGCCAAAGAACCCGUGUUCACUUUCCUGUCCGGAAUUCUUCACGGAAUCGUCAAGGAGGGACUUCCCGGCCUGCGUCAGUGUGGACUCAACUUCGUGGAGAUUUGCUCGUUGGCCCCCAAUGAUGUAGUUGAGAAGCUUCUCCCACUCGCUCAAUCAUUGACCAAGCCAAUCUUUAGCAACAACCAAGAUAUGCAGGGCUACGCUGCUAGAGCAUUCGGUAUUCUCGUGUCCCAUCCUUCCUUUGAUGAAAGCGCGUUGAAGAACUUUGUGACUGAGCUGGCUCGUACCGCCGAGUCAUGGAGCACUGCUAUUGGCGAAGCUGCUCUUCGAGUCCGCGGUGCGGUCUUGUCAUUGUCAUACUUGUUGAGCAGACUUGCAUACAGGAAGCUCCUCGACAAGGUCUCUGAAAAACAAGUCAAGCAGUUCAUCGAUACAGUUCUAGACAUCAUUGAUGCUUCACGGGAUAGUCUGCUCCAGCGCACGGCAGAGCUAGCCUUGGGCCAACUCAGUCUAUCUGGAAUCAUUUCUUUCCAAAUUCUCCCAGAGGAUGGCUGGAAGAAGCUGCAGAAGAAGCUGGCGACCGAUGCAAAGACCGAAAAUAACACCCCUAUCUCCGCGCUGGGUCUUCUCACUCUGACCUUCUCCCGAGCCCACCCCGACGCCUCUCUGUUCAACGACUUCUUGGGAUCUCUUUACAGCCUUCAUGAAGUCAAGAGCCCCGAGGUCCAGUUCACCAUCGGCGAGGCACUAAGCAACGUCGCCGUCGGAUGGGAUUCGCGGGCACUGAUCCAAGACUUUGAUGUCGAUGCAGGCUUCCCCCAAUCAGACGUGCCACGUACGGUAUUUGCCGAGGUAUGCGACAAGCUCAUCACGGAUUGUGGCGCCUCCAAGCCAUCUCUUCGGAAGGCGUCGGCUAUAUGGCUCUUGUCGCUUGUGAAGAAUUGCGGACACCUGCAAGAGAUGCAGGAACGCCUACGUAGGUGUCAAGCCACGUUUACCAGCCUACUGGGAAGCCGUGACGAGGUGGUACAAGAGACGGGUGCCCACGGCCUCAGCCUUGUAUACGGGAUUGGUGACCAGUCCCUCAAGGAUGACUUGGUCCGUGACCUGGUAGAUUCAUUCACGGGGACGGGAUCUAAUCUCGGAGGUGGCAAUGUCACUAGCGAUACCCAGUUAUUCGAACCGGGGGCUCUGCCAACGGGCGAAGGGUCGUCGGUCAAUACCUACAAGGAUAUUAUGAACCUUGCAGCCGAGGCUGGAGACCCAACUCUCGUCUACCGAUUCAUGUCUAUGGCCUCCAACAAUGCUCUCUGGACUAACCGAGCGGCAUUCGGUCGAUUCGGCAUCAGCACGAUAUUCUCUGAUUCCAGCGUCGAUGGCUAUCUCGCCAAGAACCCCAAGAUCUAUCCAAAGCUCUUCCGGUACCGAUUCGACCCCAACCCGAAUGUGCAGCGGUCCAUGAACACCAUCUGGCAGGCUCUCGUCAAGGACCCGACCGUGGUGGUAGACACGCACUUUGAUCAGAUCAUGGAAGAUUUACUCAAGAGCAUGCUUUCGGGGCGCGAGUGGCGUGUUCGCCAGGCAAGUUGUGCCGCCGUGGCGGAUCUUGUCUCGGGACGCCGCCCCGAAAAGUACGCCCAAUAUCUCGAUGAGAUCUACAGCAAGGCAUUUAAGCUUUUGGAUGAUAUUAAAGAGUCCGUGCGGGUGGCUGCACUGAAGCUCUGCCAGACGAUCACCAACUCGGUGAUCCGCACGCUCGAAACCAACGGCUCUGAGAAGCGUGCUGGCGUUCUACUCGGCAGUGCCGUUCCUUUCCUUCUCAGUGACAAGGGUCUUGACUCGAGUGUGGAGGAGGUACGGGGAUACGCCAUCGGCGCCCUUGUGCAGAUUAUCAAGAAGAGCCCUGGCACGUUGCUGCACCCCUUCGUGCCUAGCAUCCUCGAGAAGUUCCUGGGCUCGCUCAGUGCUUUGGAACCUCAAGCUGUCAAUUAUGUUCAUCUCAACGCGGACAAGUAUGGCUUGACCGGUCAGGAGAUUGACAAGAUGCGUCUUUCUAGUAUUCGCACAUCACCCAUGAUGGAAGUCAUCGAGCGAUACUUGAUCGACCAUCUGGAUGAGAACAACGUGAAGGAGCUCGCACCCAAAUUGGAAAAUACCCUCCGUUCGGCCGUCGGUCUUCCUUCAAAGGUGGGCUGCAGUCGUGUCCUCGUACUCUUGAGUAUGAAGACUCUCCUCUUCCGCCCCUACGCAGACCGAUUCAUCCAACUCCUCAGCAAGUAUGUGGUCGACCGAAACGAAACCGUCAGCGCGUCCUACUGCACGUCAAUGGGGUACCUCCUGCGCCUCGCCUCCGAUGACCAGGUCUUGAAGACCAUCGACUACGCCAAGACGCUCUAUCUCAAUGCCGAAGACGCAAACACCCGAACCAUUGCGGCCGAAAUCCUAUACUCGGCCUCGAAGCUGUCCAACGAUCGAUUCAUGGCCUUCGCUACGGCCGCCCUGCCCUUUGUCUUUGUCUGCAAGCAUGACGCAGAUGAGCACGUGAAGGAGGAGUUCGACAAGACGUGGCAGGACAAUGUGGGUGGCAACCGAGCCGUGUCUCUGUAUCUCCGCGAGAUCGUGGGCCUGGUGGCGGAUAAUCUGGAUUCGGCACGGUGGGCUAUCAAGCAUACGGCCGCGCGGGCUAUUGCCCAGGCAGUACUGUCUCUGGAGGGGGAGCUCGACCUACCGACGGCGCAAUUGGUUUGGCCCGUUCUGGAGAAGGCCUUGUCCGGGAAGACUUGGGAGGGGAAAGAAGUAGUGCUGACGGCAUUGGUGAAAUUCGCGCGCUCCGGUCGGGCGCUCUGGACGACACGAACGGAUUUGGCAGAGUUGCUCAAGACUAUCGCCGUCCGCGAAGCGAAGCGAACUAACGCAACCUACCGGCCGCAUGGACUACGGGCUUUGGGGCAAAUCUCGCAGGCUCGCGAGAUAGACUUGAUGCCUAAUGCCCUUGGGAUCAUUGGCCCCGUGAUUGACGAAGUCAUCGACGAACAAAAUGACAACGGUGACAAGAUGGAGAUAGACGGCAAGGGGCCCGACGCAACUGAGACGCUGGCCGCAGGCGUGCAGUGCCUACUGCAAUGUCUAAACCCCGCCACGGCCGAAACCGAAGUGCUGGGAGAAUACCUGCGACAGGUGAUCGGUCCGUUGGACCAGGCCCUGACUCACGGGCCCCGACAGGUCGUCAGCACGGUCUACUUGGAGCUCCAAGCGUUUUACACCCGAGUGGAUCAGUGGCCGGGCUUUACGGAGGCUGUGUCGGACCCAGUGCCCGAGUCUAAGCAGGAGUCUGUGCUCGCUGGCCCUAUGCGAUCGCUCGCUUCGUUACUCAUGCGCGACGGGGACGCUGUCGAGGCGGUGCGUAAGGGUCGCGCGGAGGCUAUCCUGGCGUACCUGAAACUUCGGCCGGGUCUACGGGGGGUGCCUGAGGCGCGAUUGGGUGAGUCGUUACGUGUGUGGAGGGCUGCUGAGAGAUCGAGUACCGUUCAGCGCCUGUUGGACGAGGCGUUAGUGGUGGUGGGCUGA
Messenger RNA from Penicillium cataractarum, 5607 nucleotides. Its product is annotated as ECM29 family proteasome component. Gene Ontology annotation, cellular component: cytoplasm; nucleus. Lineage: Eukaryota; Fungi; Ascomycota; Eurotiomycetes; Eurotiales; Aspergillaceae. Bases 1 to 5607 code for a protein of 1868 amino acids. Gene Ontology annotation, biological process: proteasome assembly. Gene Ontology annotation, molecular function: molecular adaptor activity. The transcript is spliced from 3 exons. The record is from RefSeq and is a predicted model, not a curated record.